AUGGAGAAUAUCCUCUGUUUUCUGAGCAGCUAUAUUGAGACAGGGCUGAGCCCUGACUCACAUUACUUGGAUAUUGACCCCACCUUCAUUUGCUUGAGUGGGUUGGGAUUGUUUAUACUGUACUUGUUCUACAUGGUAUUGACCCUGUAUUUGUCACCCACCGAAAAAAAUAAUGACAUCCAAAAGCAUCAGGGCAGACCCAGGAGGAGAAGGAAAGGUGGAACAUUAAAAGACGGCAAAAGUUUCCAGAGGGAAGUAGAAGAGGAAAGGAAGCUGCUUUCUAUUCUGAAAAGCUUUGGAUCUCCUGUUUCCUGCGGUCUCCUGGGCCAGCAUCAUGAUACCACCCGCUUUCGUCGACUGUUAUGCCCAGACCCCCUCUGUCAGGUGUGUAACAGGGCAACUGCUGAUAUCCAGCGACUGCUGUCUUGGGAGUCCCUGAAAGAUGCUGCUCCUUCUGUGUCUCCUUUGACUUCUGCAGCUUCUGCAACUGAGUCAUCGUUCACUCUGUCUUCCACCCCCUCAGCAACCCCUCCAGAAGACCUAAUAUUGUCCCCUCGGCCUAAGCCUUCUCCACUGCCCCAGUUAAUUCUCUCACCUGACUUGAUCACCUCCUUAGCUGACUUGUUUUCACCCUCAUCACUGAGGGACCCUCUGCCACCAUAGCCUGUUUCUCCCCUGGAUUCCAAGUUCCCCGUAGACCAUUCCCCACCCGAAGAGCUUCCCUUUCCCCUUCUCCCACAACAUCACAUUCAGAGAGCGGAGCCCAACCUCUAUCCUGUGGCCAGUAUGUCUCUGAACACCACCUUUUCACUUGACUCCACCAUAUGCCAAGAUAUUUCCCAGGCCAUGAAUCCCACUGAUUCACGUGCUCAUCAUCACAAACCACCAAUCCCAUCUGCUUUACCAUCAGAAGACUGCACUGUGACUCCGUUGAAAUCAAGACUCACCAUCUUGAAGCCUUUUCCGGAGACGUUAUCUCUAGGUGGCUCUGGUGGGACAUCCACCUAUGCCCCAACAAUCAAAGGCAUUGACAUUCAUGCCCUGCAUCUUCAGAAUUCUCCUGGUGGCAUCCUCAUGCCAAGGACUCUUUUUCCUCCAAUUUUGUGCCAUCUGAUUUCAUGGAGGAGCUUCUUACCCUUCAUUCUUCUGAGGCCCCUUUAGGGUGGCACUCUGUGGCCAACGUCAUACAGCCUGUUAACAUCUCCUUUGUCAGUCAUGACAUUCUGGCACUCCUGGAGAGACAAGUCAAAAAAAGGUGUGAUCUCCUGAUGUGGAAAGAAAAUGAAAACAAAGCAGGAUCUUUCCCAACACAACUUAGGCCAAACUACCAGCUAAAGUCUUCACGGAAAAUGUUAGCCUCAAUUGCUGAUAAGCAUGACUUGGCAGCCUCCCUUACUUUUUGGGCUAGUAAAGGCAAACUAGAGGGGCAGCACAUCCAUCAGCAGCCCCCAUACUCUAAGUGCUUUGAGGACCAUUUAGAACAAAAAUAUGUGCAGCUCUUCUGGGGUCUCCCAUCU
Mandrillus leucophaeus (drill) is the source of this 1517-nucleotide messenger RNA. Its product is annotated as putative spermatogenesis-associated protein 31D3. NCBI's taxonomy places the organism in Eukaryota, Metazoa, Chordata, Mammalia, Primates, Cercopithecidae. The record is from RefSeq and is a predicted model, not a curated record.